AUGCUCGUGCAGAGUUCAUGACAAACCUCUUUUGACUGUUGUGGCUAGGGUGGGUCAGGUUUGACCCGUUUUGAUAUUGUGGCAGAACCAUGCUUGCGCUUCCUCGUGGAAACCUCAUGCUUCUCCAUCACAGAAAGCUUUUGUCCUCGAUACCCAGAGGAUUCACAAUGCAAAUGGGUUCCGCACGAGCACUCUGUUCACACCGGGAAAUGAAAGACUUACUGGAUUACCUUGAGUCUCUCAAAAAUUACGAGAAAUUGGGAGUGCCCAAAGGAGCAGGCACAGAUUCACACGAGGGGUUCGAUCUUGGUAGAAUGAGACGCCUCAUGGAGCGUUUCGGCAAUCCUCACUUCAAGUUCAAGGCGGUUCAUAUUGCUGGGACAAAGGGAAAGGGAUCAACAGCUGCUUUUAUAUCUAAUAUUCUGCGGACUGAAGGUUAUUCUGUUGGCUGUUACACUAGUCCACAUAUCCAGACUAUCAGGGAACGCAUUUUAGUUGGAAGAUCAGGCAAUCCAGUCUCGGCGAAGUUGUUGAAUGACCUCUUUCGUAGGAUCAAGCCGGAUCUUGACCAGGAAAUGAAAGAGGAAAAUGGUUGCAUAAGCCAUUUUGAGGUUUUCACUACCAUGGCAUUCAUCUUAUUUGCCGAUGAGAGCGUUGACAUUGCUGUUAUUGAGGCUGGGUUAGGUGGUGCACGGGAUGCAACAAAUAUUAUAUCGAGCUCUGGACUUGCUGCGUCAGUCAUAACCACUGUAGGUGAGGAACAUUUGGCAGCUCUUGGGGGUUCUUUGGAAACAAUUGCAAUGGCAAAGGCAGGAAUCAUAAAACAAGACCGGCCAUUGGUGUUGGGUGGGCCAUUUCUUCCUCAUAUUGAGCGCAUUAUUCGAGAUAAAGCACUAACCAUGGAUUCACCUGUAGUGUCAGCUUGUGACACUGGGAAUAUGUGUACUGUGAAAAGUUUCAGCAUACUCAAUGGCAGGCCUUGUCAAAUUUGUGAUAUAGCAAUACAAAUUGUAAGAGAUUUGAAAAUGUCCUGUAAGUUACUUGAUGUGAAGCUGCAAAUGCUUGGAGGUCACCAACUUCAAAAUGCAGCAACUGCAACUUGUGUGGCACUCUGUCUUCGUAAUUUAGGAUGGAUUAUUUCGGAUGAAUCUAUUAGGUCUGGUUUAGAGCAUACAUACCUCCUUGGUAGGAGUCAAUUCCUGAAAUCUGAAGAAGCUGAGGUAUUAGGACUUGCUGGAGCAACAGUACUGCUUGAUGGAGCCCACACCAAAGAGUCUGCCAAGGCACUGAUGAAUACAAUAAAGAUGGCAUUUCCCAAGGCUCGAUUAGCCUUUGUUGUUGCAAUGGCAAGUGACAAAGACCAUCUGGGCUUUGCUCAAGAGAUUCUGUCAGGUGCACAUGUGGAGACUGUUCUUCUGACAGAAGCUGCUAUUGCUGGAGGUGUAACUCGAACAACUCCAUCUUCUUUGUUGAGAGACUCUUGGAUUAAAGCUUCUGACGAGCUUGGCAUUGGAAUUGUUCAUGACGGAAUGGCUGAAUACAGGGAAUUAUUAAAGGAAGAGCCAGUAGGCUCUGAUGAUAAGACCAUAUUGGCUACUGAGUCGUCUUUAAUGUGUUGUUUAAGAACUGCAAAUAAGAUUCUAAUCAGAAGAGGGCAUGAAAAGAGUGUUAUCGUCAUCACUGGAUCUCUGCAUAUUGUAUCCUCAGUCUUGGCUUCUCUCGCUGGUUAAUGGCUUUUUUAAGUGAAGCUACUGAAACGAAUUUCCCUGCAAUAACAAACCAAGAAUUUGGAUGGCGUUGUGUGAUUGAUCAACAUUCAACACAGGCUUCUCUGGGACCUCGAUAAGCUUAACCAUCAUUUUAAUACCAGAAUAGUUAUUAAAUUAUAUUACGGUUCGACCGUCACGGAAUAGUUGAUAGUUGGAUAUAUAUUUUAAUAUUUUAUAUAAUGUGUUGAUUAUUUUACAUAAAACUGUAAUAUUAAGUUGGCUAGUAUUUUUUGUUU
Messenger RNA from Abrus precatorius (Indian licorice), 2005 nucleotides. Its product is annotated as dihydrofolate synthetase. Gene Ontology annotation, molecular function: tetrahydrofolylpolyglutamate synthase activity; ATP binding. Gene Ontology annotation, cellular component: cytosol; mitochondrion; cytoplasm. Gene Ontology annotation, biological process: tetrahydrofolylpolyglutamate biosynthetic process. Lineage: Eukaryota; Viridiplantae; Streptophyta; Magnoliopsida; Fabales; Fabaceae. The transcript is spliced from 10 exons. The record is from RefSeq and is a predicted model, not a curated record. Bases 90 to 1730 code for a protein of 546 amino acids.